CUCUACGCUCAGAACAACACCAAACGCAGCAUUAAAGAGCGACUCAUGAAGCUCUUGCCCUGUUCAGCUGCCAAAACGUCGUCUCCUGCUAUUCAAAACAGUGUGGAAGAUGAACUGGAGAUGGCUACUGUCAGGCAUCGGCCUGAGGCCCUGGAGCUGCUGGAAGCCCAGAGCAAAUUCACCAAGAAAGAGCUUCAGAUUCUCUACAGAGGAUUUAAAAAUGAAUGCCCCAGUGGUGUUGUUAAUGAAGAAACCUUCAAAGAGAUUUACUCACAGUUCUUUCCACAGGGAGACUCUACAACAUAUGCACAUUUUCUGUUCAAUGCAUUCGACACUGACCACAAUGGAGCUGUGAGUUUUGAGGAUUUCAUCAAGGGUCUUUCCAUUUUGCUCCGGGGGACAGUACAAGAAAAACUCAACUGGGCAUUUAAUUUAUAUGACAUAAAUAAAGACGGCUACAUCACUAAAGAAGAAAUGCUUGAUAUAAUGAAAGCAAUUUACGAUAUGAUGGGUAAAUGCACAUAUCCUGUCCUCAAAGAAGAUGCUCCCAGGCAACAUGUGGAGACAUUUUUCCAGAAAAUGGACAAAAAUAAAGAUGGGGUCGUCACCAUAGAUGAGUUCAUCGAAAGUUGCCAAAAAGAUGAAAACAUAAUGCGUUCCAUGCAGCUCUUCGAAAAUGUGAUUUAACUUGUGAAAUAUUCCUCAAUCAAACAGACAAUGUGAACUGCUCUGCCACACUCAAAAGUUGGAGCUACCACUUUUAGCAUAGCAUAUGCUUUUCACUGAGGCAUAUUAUGCAAACAAGCUUCGUUUUAAUAUAAAACUAUCCCCCAAAGACUUGAGUUUCCCAGUUAUAAAUCAGCAUCCUUUUCAUAAUAACGAGUUCAUGAGAUGUUCUAAUUCAUUUCACACUCUGUGAACAUUCAAGAGUAAUAGAAUCUGGCAUAUAGUUUUGAUUCUUUAGCCAUGGGAUUAUUGAGGCUUUCACAUAUCAGUGAUUUUAAAAUAUCAGUGUUUUUGCUACUCAUUUGUAUGUACUCAGUCCUAGAAUUUUAAAUGUUUUUCUAAUAUAGUUGCAUCUACAUUUAAUUUCCAAAAAUUAAUUUAAUUUUCAUUCAACUGCAUUUAUAUAACACUAGCAAAAUUAUUACACUUAAAAAUACCAAAAACACUUAAUCCCAACUUCUCUGGCUUCCCCAUCUUCUGUUAAAAACAUUAAUUUAUCUGGCUUUUUUUAAAAAAAACAUAAUAUUUACCAAAUUAGUUUAUUACCAGAUGUCAGCAUAUGCCUAAAAAAACUUAUUUUAAAAGCA
This is a messenger RNA of Castor canadensis (American beaver), 1313 nucleotides long. Lineage: Eukaryota; Metazoa; Chordata; Mammalia; Rodentia; Castoridae. The record is from RefSeq and is a predicted model, not a curated record.